AUGGGAGAUCACCCUGUAUUAAAUCAUCUGAAUAUGAUGAUCGAUGACUCUUGGCCUCACGAGUACGUGUACAACCUGAAUCCAUGGAUUACCUUCAACAAUACUACAAACCCUAAAUACAUGGUGUUCGUCAAAUCCCGAACCGAGGCUAGUGGUAGAACCGAUGACGGAUGCGGAGCGGGUUGCUGGAGAAUCAUAGGUCGUGAUAAGCUGAUCAAGUCUGAAGAGACCGGGAAGAUUCUAGGGUUCAAGAGGAUUCUUAAGUUCUGUGACAAGGAGAUGAACCGAUCAGAUAAGAGGAUUUGGGUAAUGGAAGAGUUUAGGCUCUUCGAUAAACGUAAGCAAGAUCAAGUGAUAGGCCUGAUUCAGCUUCUGCUCCCACCUGCGGUUAGUGCCUUGCUAGCCAAGCAUUUCUCGUUUCUCCCCAAGUAG
Molecule: messenger RNA, 432 nt
Organism: Eutrema salsugineum
Lineage: Eukaryota; Viridiplantae; Streptophyta; Magnoliopsida; Brassicales; Brassicaceae
Product: protein CUP-SHAPED COTYLEDON 1
Exons: 1
Coding region: 1-432 (143 amino acids)
Biological process (GO): regulation of DNA-templated transcription
Molecular function (GO): DNA binding
Source: RefSeq, a predicted model, not a curated record